AUGGCAGCCAACUUGAAGGAAAUUGUUGGGAUUUACCAGAAUCUGAAAAGAGUUUGGGACAGUAAACCUCAAAAUUUGGACAAAGCGGGCGAAUUACUGUCCAAGCUUAAACUUGCACUCACCAGUGUUGCUUUCUUGCCAACAACUGAAUCAUCUGUCACUAAACAAGAGCUUCUAAUUGCCCGUGAUAUUUUAGAGAUUGGAGCACAAUGGGCAAUUGCUAAGAAGGACAUACCAGCAUUUGAGAGGUACAUGGCCCAGCUGAAAUGUUAUUACAUGGAUUAUAAGGACAACUUACCCGAAUCAACUUUCAAGUACCAGCUGCUUGGACUGAAUCUGCUAUGUCUGCUUUCGCAAAAUAGAUUGGCAGAAUUCCACACUGAGUUGGAACGCUUGCCAGUGAAGGAAAUUCAGUCCAACAUUUACAUUAAACAUCCAGUGAGCAUGGAGCAGUACCUGAUGGAGGGAAACUAUAAUAAGGUUUUCCUGGCCAGAGGAAAUGUGCCUGCAGACAACUACAAUUUCUUUAUUGAUAUUUUACUCAAUACAAUUCGAGAUGAAAUUGCUGGCUGUAUAGAGAAGGCCUACAAUCGCAUCAAUCUCAACGAAGCUGCCAGAAUGCUUUUCUUUGAGUCUCAAAAACCCAUGAAGGAUUAUUCAGGGCAGAGGAAAUGGAAUCUACAGAAAGACAACUUUUUUUACUUCACACAAGAGGCCAAAGAUGCUGAUCAUACCAUCCCGGCUAAAACACUUGCAGAGCGAACAAUCGAAUAUGCAAGGGAGCUUGAGAUGAUAGUUUAG
Candidula unifasciata is the source of this 801-nucleotide messenger RNA. The record is from the annotation of a GenBank genome assembly. Lineage: Eukaryota; Metazoa; Mollusca; Gastropoda; Stylommatophora; Geomitridae.